UUCCAAUCGCCGGCUGCCACCAAAAUGGCACCCAACGACGAUGACGACAGAGCGAGCAUCGCAACAACAGAGGAAACCCCCCUCCUAGCCGGCUCACCAAGACCGUCAUCACCUCGCCCCAACCAACAUGAACAUGAUAGCCAACACGGCCAACCAGCUCUUACUGCUACCACUUCCAAGAACGACCAACUUCGAAGCCGUAUCCGGCCCCGCGUUCUGAUUCUUGUGUUUGUCACACUCUUUUUGAUCGAGUUGGGUGUUGGCAUCACAGUCGCCCCUAACAGCGCCAUCAUGGAAUCUAUCAUUUGCCGGCAGCACUACCCCAGGCUGCCGCUUUCCCCGGACCAUCCAAUACGGCAGUUUGCAGGGGGGGUGGCGCUGAUAGAUGACCCUAUUUGCAAGUCACCGGAUGUGCAGUCCGAGCUGGCCAUGUUGAGAGGGUGGGCGCAGACGUUUGAGUGUAUUCCUGGUCUUAUCGGGGCGGUGCCAUAUGGGAUAUUGUCGGACAGAUGGGGCCGGAGGCCGGUGCUGGCGUUGAGUUUGCUUGGCUGUUUGCUGUCGGUGGCGUUUAUGUAUUUGGUUUUUUACUUCUCGGAUGUGGUGCCGCUGUGGUGGUUCUGGUGGUCGUCGGCGUUUGAGCUUAUUGGCGGUGGCGGCACCGUUCUGGUGGCUAUGCUUUAUACUUUUGUGGCAGACGUUGUCCCCGUUGACGGGCGCGCAACAGUUUUCCUGCAGCUAAACGCCCUGUUUUUGGGCUCGCAGAUGCUCGCCGGUCCGCUGGGGGGCGCCAUGAUGGUGAAUGACCCGUGGAUUCCACUAUGGGCAUCCUUGAUCAUUAUAGGGGGUGCGAACUUGCUCGUUCUCUUUUUGCCGGAGACGCUGCACCUUCACGACAAGAAGAACAUGGCAACCGCUUCAGAAGACGACAUGGACGACGAGAGGUCAGGGUUGCAAAAGCUCUUAUACAAGACAAAGACUGGGUUGGAAGAAGUCUGGGAGUUCAUUCUUGGAAACAAGAGCGUAGGUUUGUUGAUCUUGUCUAUGACUUUUGUUAUUCUUGGUCGGUUCGUGGGCGAGAUCUUGCUACAGUACGCCACAGAGAGGUAUCACUGGAGUUGGAGCAGAGCGUCAUAUCAGCUCGUGAUACGGAAUGCCUUCAGCAUGUUCACGCUGCUGGUUUUGAUGCCUUUUGCCAGCUGGUUUUGCCUUCAGCACCUGGGAAUGUCGGCAGUGGAGAAGGACAUCUGGUUGGGCCGAUGGUCUGGUGUCACGGCGGUGGCGGGCUGUCUGAUCAUUGCUGGAGCGACCAACGGGGUGCUUUUCUCUGUGGGACUGAUCUGGUUUGCGCUUGGCUCAGGGAUCACGUCUGUGAUUCGGUCUCUCCUCAACAGCUUGGUGGAAGAGCACCAUGUCGGUACCGUCAACACUUUGGUAGGCUUCAUGGAGAACGUCGGGAUGAUGGCAGCUGGCCCUCUUCUGGCUAAGAGCCUCAGCCUUGGACUCGAAUUGGGAGGCCUUUGGGUCGGUCUCCCACUCAUCACGGCUGGAAUGUUCAUCGCGACUUCUACGGCGAUUCUGUGGAUCUUUCGGUUACCGAGACGGCCAUCGUUGGUGGAUCUGAGAGCUUAG
This is a messenger RNA of Podospora anserina S mat+, 1629 nucleotides long. RefSeq lists its product as uncharacterized. Gene Ontology annotation, biological process: transmembrane transport. The record is from RefSeq and is a predicted model, not a curated record. The transcript is spliced from 3 exons. Gene Ontology annotation, cellular component: membrane. The annotation marks the transcript as partial. Lineage: Eukaryota; Fungi; Ascomycota; Sordariomycetes; Sordariales; Podosporaceae. Gene Ontology annotation, molecular function: transmembrane transporter activity.